AUGCUACGUUUCCUGCAAGUUUGGAUCAAGUCACAUAAUUACACUGACAGAACGUCGGUCAAUAAUCAAGAUCAGUUUGAACAUUUGUCGACAAGGACUAUAACCUUUAUACAUCUACUUCUCCCACUUGAUGGGCGGCGUGAGAGGGUCGUUCGGCCGGGGGCGACUCUGUCUACGCCACUCAUCAGGCGGGAGGCAGGGUAUGCUUCCGUUUCUGUGAUCCAGUGUUGCCAGAACACAAGAGGGAUUCAGCUUUUCCAUCGCACGCAGUCGCCAGCGCUCCAUUCUGCGGUCGGAUCCGUUCAAUAA
Messenger RNA from Heterobasidion irregulare TC 32-1, 309 nucleotides. RefSeq lists its product as uncharacterized. The coding region runs from base 1 to 309 and encodes 102 amino acids. The record is from RefSeq and is a predicted model, not a curated record. The transcript is spliced from 7 exons. Lineage: Eukaryota; Fungi; Basidiomycota; Agaricomycetes; Russulales; Bondarzewiaceae.